AUGACGUCACCUAGUCGCUGCUUUGUCAUCUCCUUUUUCCAUUAUUCACCAUGCCCUCAGUCCCUAAACGCCCUCCUUCAUCCCUCCUUUCAGUGGAUUCAGGAUGCAGACGCCGCCGUUAACGCGGCUAAGGAGAAGGCGGAACAAAUAAAUGGGAGGUUGGAUCAUAAUAAAAAAGACCAACACGAUGGUACUGUGAUUGGCCAAAAUAUUGAGAAAAUUAAGCAAGCUAAAGACAAAGUUAGUCAAGUUGACGAUCAGUUGAAAAGUAUUCACACCGAUUUAGGUAACUGGAAAGAUGCGGCGCACAGUGUCCUUGGCACAGCGGUUGAAAAGGCAGAAGAGGUGCGUGACAAGUUGGAUCCAGAUGGUAAGGCCACAAUUGGCCAGAACAUUAGUGACAUUAGUGACGCUAAAAAUGAGAUUGAAACCGCAAAUAAAACUUUCGAAAAGCAAGUUAACAAUCUGAACACUUGGAUCACCUCGGCGGAGAAUAUCCGUGCUGCGGCAGAGGACAAGGCCAAGGAAGCCUACGACAAGUUGAAGGUUAACAAGACGCUGGAUGAGAAUGUGAAGAAGAUUGUUAAAGCCAAGGGGGAGAUUGAAAAAGUUCAUAAAAACCUGAAUAGUGUCCAUGGCAAUUUGGGAACGUGGAAGGGUCAGGCCAGCACAGUGCUUGCCGGGGCGAUUGGAAAGGCGACGGACGUUCAUAAGGCUUUAGAUAUAGAUGCUAAAGGAAAGGGCAUGCCGCUUGGCAAAAACAUUGAAGGAAUUAGCUCAGCUAAUGACUUAAUUAAAAAGGCGAAUAAUGACCUUAAAACUGAAAUUGACAACUUAGGUAAGUGGCAGACUGCCGCCAAGGAAGUUAUUUCCAAGGCGGAUGGGAAGUGUGAGGAGAUACUUAAGAAAGUUGACCAAAAAGGUAAGAUUUAUGUGCAAGCUCAAGAGUUACAGAAGAAAGGAAAAGAGCUUUUGGAGGCUGCCAGGACAGCCAAAAAGGCUGUUGAGUCUAAGGUCACUGCAGCCCUUAAGGCUGUUGUGGCCAUGGACACAUCCCUCAAGAGGGAUUUGAAGCAGGUGAAGGAGAAGAUUACAAAUGCAAUUAAAUUGUAUGUUGAGAAGCAAAUUAAUGAAUUGCCUGCGAAAGUGCAAGAGGAUUUGCAGCAGUUGAGGGGGAAUAUUGAGGGGCUUGCAAGUAAUGUCCUUGGUGAUCGCAGUGCAGAUGACCUUGUUAAAGAUGCUUUCACUCAGCUUGAUGCGGCCAAAAAUGCGCUUGCAAGUGUUACUCAUGUCGGCGCCGGUUCAGUUGCAACGCUGACUAGUGAGCUUGAAGGGAAGUUUACUGAGUAUAUCCAAGAUCCGCUUACCAAGGCGGUCACUGCAGUUGACUCGGCGAUUCAGAAGCUUGGCGGGAAGUUUAGUCUAAGCGUGGACAAACAGAAUGUUCAAGGCAUUUUCGGGCAUAUUAAAGAAAGAGUUGGGGAGAUUAAGGGGACGCCAGGCAGAAAGGGUAAAGGUCUGGAAAAAAUUGUAGAAGAAGUGAAGGGCCUUGCUAGGGCGUUCGUUAACCCUGGCGGAAAAGGUUUUAACCUUAGAGUAGGCGGAUGGCUGGAAGGUAUAAUAGGGAAUGGGAAGGGGAGGCCGGGGACCAGAGACCAUAAGCCCGGGUUGCAAGCCGUGACGUCUUGGCUUGAGCCGUAUCAGAAGGCGGCUAAUGGGGGCGGGCCUGGUGAACAGGCGUUGAGAGAUCAAGUUAUAAAUAACAUUAAGAGUGCGCUUGGAGGCCAAAUCAGGGAAGCUCAGCGGAUGAUUAUGUCAGUGCAGAAUGGCCCCAAGUUCAUUAACAAUAAUCUCACUGCCAUCGUGAAGGCCUGCGAGACGUUCGUCGAGAAACUUGAUGAAAAGAUUAAGAAGGAUGCAAUUGAUAGCCUUGUACGGCAGAUAGUUCCGAACAUUCAGCGGUGGGCAAGCGGGCAGAGCCUUCAGAUUUUUAAUGAAGACGCUGAUCUCAAGUGUGCCGUCCGCUACACUCUCCUUGCACUCUGCGCUUCUGUGAGGCAGGUUGGCAUUGAGCUCAAAUCAUUAGGCAUCGACAAGUUUGGCGAAAUUUUGGACCAAAUUAAACCGACUGUAGAUGAUCUCGACAAGCAGCUGAAAGAGGCGACUAGCCCUCCCGGCAUCCCUCCCACCGGCAAAAAUGAAAGCCCCGCCCAAGCCGUGGACAAAAGGUUGGAGGCGGUGAGGGAGAAGGUUAAGGGACUUGAAAACAAGUUUAGAGAAAACGUCACAAAAGAUCUUAAAGCUGAGGUGGACAAACUUCCCACCGCCGUUGGCGCUUUCAACUCCACCGCCGAACAGCAGAUCAGGGCUGCCGCCCAGACGGCCAUCAAAAAGGCGGCUGGGCAGAUUAGUGAGAGUGAUGUUCCAUCUGAGAUUGACGUCGAGAGUAAUAUGCCAAGUUUCCACACUGUCUACAAUAACAUCAAAACUCAGCUCCCCAAGGACCUUCAUGCUCUGCUGGACACGCACAUUGGGAAGUAUCACUUGUCGGGUUAUCCUCCGUUUACUGUAGUACAGGAACUCAAACUUUCACCAUUAUUUAGCCUAUAUAAGGGGCACGUUACACAACCUAUAAGCGCAAUUCUCACCGGCAUCACAUCUGAAGGCUCCCUCCCCCAGGCCAUCGGGGAGAUCAAGACUGUGGGACUGGCGGAGCUUGAAGAGGCUAUUGGUGACAAUGUCAUUGGCGAUAAGAAGAUUGAAGAAAAGACGUUUAAUGGGCCGUUCACCCAAAUUAAGACACAGCUUGAAGCGAUCAAGAAAUUGGUUGAUGAGGAUGACAAGAUGAUACUCGACUAUGGCGUCAUUGACAAGAAGGGCGUUAAAACGCUGUUGACUGAAUUAAAUCACAUGAUUACUCUGCACAAUGCAAACAAUUUAUACGGUCUUACCGCUGGCCUCAACUCUAUUUAUAAUAAGAUUGACACUCUCCACUUAACAACGUUCACUAACCAACCCGAAGCAAUUGAGAAAGCCGUCGGCCUAAUCAGGCAGGAGCUUGGAGUGCUUAGAGGGAAGUUGAAGAAUUCGCAAAAUGGUGGGACAAAAGAUGGCGUUAUUCACGAGUUGGAGGAUCUGAAAAGGAAUGGCCUUGGAGCUGAGUGGGCAUUUGGCGAUGCGCAGUGGAAACACAUGGACAACUUGAGGGCGAUACAAAACAAGCUGAAAUAUCAGAAUGGUAUGUUACCGGAGCAGACGAAAAAUAUUGAAGAAACCAUCAAAGCAAUAAAGCAAGAUAUACAGGAUGCGCUGAGAAAUGUUGGCAUGAAGUUGAACAACACGCUCAUUGAUGAUGACGUCGUCGACAAGUUGGGGGCAUUCAAAUUGAUGAUUGGUCAGGGUGGACAUGGAGGCCUGCAAGGUAUUUAUGAAGCAAUUCAAAAACUUCAACAAAAUCAAUUUACUAAGCAACCACAAGCCAUAGGGGAAGCCAACGAGGCAAUCAAGGAUGCACUCAAAGAGCAGAUCAACACGCUAGGCAGCGAUGUCAUCAAGGAGCUGAGUGAUUUGAUGACCAACGGGAUGAGUAAAGAUAAGAAUUGGAAGUACAAUGGUAGUGAUGUUAAUGGUCUAUUAAAAAUUAUUAGUGACCUCCAACAUCAACAAGGCAUAUUGACAUCACAGCCCACUGCAAUCGGCGGCGGCGUCGACCAGAUCACCAGGGAGCUUGACGAGCUGAGGAGUGAGUUGCAGGGUAAGGAUGACACUGAGCCAAAAGAAAGAGGCGUGAUAAAGAAUAUGGAAUUUAUGAUUAAGAAGAUUGGAACAAAUGAUGACGAUCCUAAUAGCCUCAGAAAAAUCAAGAAAGAGAUUGAAGAGCUCAACAGGGAUACAGUCCCUGACAUCAACAAAUUCCUUGGUGAACUGUGCGCCAAGAUUGCGAGCGAAGCCGGUAGUGUGGAUUGGAAGUUGGGGCUUUUCAAAGAAAAUAACAUCGACAAAGACCUCGCAAAAAUCAAGACACAAAUUGACACCCUACGCAUAGAUGACCUCCAGGCGGCCAUCGCCAUGUGCGACAAGUUCCUCACCAACGCCGAUUACAUAAAAUGGGAGAAAGUAGAAAACAUUGAACGCUUCGUAGACAGUGAGAUUGAAAAGGCAAUCGCGGAGCUCAGCAAGCAGGCCCGUCAGGACUACGUGGAGUCCGCGAAGGACGCGCUGAAACACUUCGCCGCCAAGGUGGCCGAGGAGCUGGGGGAGCUGCCUGAGGAGAUAAACAGGGAUCUCUACACAGGCUACAAGGGCCUCAUGAAAUAUGCGCACGGACACUUUGACAGCCUCGAAAGCGUCACGGAAGAGAGAGAAAUUGCCGUCAUAUCCUCCGCGUUCCACGCUUUCUACGCCCCGGUCAACGAGUAUCUCGGCAGUGAGAUCCGGAGGGAGCACAGGGAGCGUGAGGGCGAAAAAAGUCCCCUGCUCCCCAAGUCCCAGGAUCACUACGCUGACAGACUUAGUGCAGUUCACACGGCGCUCAGCGCUCUGCUCACCCACAUAACCGGUGCGCAACGCUACGGCCAUGAGGUCCGUGGUCUGCUUGACGCGCUUGACAAGGCACUCGCCGGCCUCAGGCCGGAGUGCUUCGCCAGGCCAAGCACGGCUGUGAUAGACGGCGUGACGGACGGGCUCAGUGCCUUCGCCGCCGAGCUGAGGAACGCGUACAUCAGUGCGUACUCCGGCGCCGCGCUCACCGGUGACUUAGUCAGCAGUGAGGCCGUGAGCGAGAGAAGCGUCACAGUGUUGACACCUUAUGGCGAGAAGCUUUCUAAGGUGUUGCUCAGCAUGGUGCCAAUACUUUACAGUUCAUUGACCGUGUUGAGAACGGAGUGCAAGAGCCUCGCUGGACAGCAACUCAACAAAUGUACGGACCUAGGCAGCCUCCUCACCGGGAUGGGCUACAACGUCCCAGACGACGGCAAGCAGGACGGCGAGUUGAAUAGGAACGUGACCGGUAGGGGAAUUACCAUGCUCCUCGUCGGCGAUUUCGAACGUGUCUUCAACUCUGAUAAGGACACCAAAAAUGCGCUCGGGAUUCUUCUCGAUCAUCUCAACGAUUACUACAAGGCGUGUCACUUCAAUCUUCCACGUUCGCUCAGGACGCCGUGCAACGUAUAUGAGAUGCUCGUAUGGCUGACGGGCCUCCCGCACAACUGUGUCUACGAUAAGCUCUGUAAAUUCACGAAACUGUGUUACAGCGAGCAGACUGAGAAUAGCCUCUAUGCCGCCACUUUCCCUGCCGACGCUUUAGUUGCCGCCGUUGGGAGGCUCACCGCCGACUGCCCUGCCAUACUCACCAGAGUGCUCGGCUACGGCAGUGCUCUGACAACAUACGCCUGCGACUUCCAUAGCAACUCCAUGAGACUGUAUUACCCGCAGGACGGCGAGGAAUGCCUGCACAUGAUGCUUCAUUGUGUUCCUGUCAAGUCAGUGCUCACUCCCCGCUCACCACGGUGGCUGGGCGGAGUGCCGUGCAAUCCCCUGGCCUUCAAUUCAUCACUGCCUCACCCGGAGUGCACCGAUAAAUCACCCCUGCAGUCCUACCUCAACGACUGCCUGCCCGGCCACCUACCUCAUCAGGUCAGCAACGUCGGCUGUGAGCCUUUAUGCAACACGUGUCCCAGUGCACCAAGUGGAAUGCCCUGCCUCACGCCGCUCGGCUUCCGGGGUUUCUCCGGCAGCAUCAAGACGGGCAAGCAGCUGUGCAAAGUGCUGACCAAAUGGUUCGGCAACAAGCAUCUCCCAUCGCUGCUCAGCCUCGAACCCAGACCGCCGGCCACCUUGGCUGAGCACAUAGGCUUCGCCCUGUCGCUCGUCAACGAUUGGCACGACGGCAAGAUUGUGCCCAAGAAUUUCUUCCAAACGGCACUCGAGGCAUCCGCCACGGACUUGUCACUUCGCCUCUACAACCAACCCGGUGACCUGACCGCAGCGCUCACCGCCGCCUACGGCUCGGACUCCGCGAAACACGGCGGCUGCAAGCACCCGCACCUGACGCAUCUCGCAGGCACUGACGUCUGCACCAGGCACCAAGCUUCGCCCUUCCUCCAAGCCCUCUGCCGCGACUCCUACGACAGCCUUGCCUACCGCCACUCAGACCUCUACCUCUCCUGGGCCGUCUACCUCCCGUGGACACUGUAUGAUUUAUUGCUGUGCCUGUACACCGCGUUCAAGGAAAUCUCCUGCCGGGACUGGAGCUGCGAUGCGUGCCUUCACGAAGGCCCCUGUGAUCCAGACAGCCACGGCGUCCUAAACCCCAAGGCACCCGUCCACGGCUGCCGAUGCCCUUCCAUCGUCCAAUGCACGGGCGUGAUGCCGACGCUCUACCAAUACGGCCUCACCUUCAAGGACGCACCGGCCUUGAUAUCGCAAAACACAACUUGCUUUAGCUUCUCCACGCAGCUCUCCCAAGUCCUCCACUCUGAGUAUUUCAGAGAUCUCUUCCACAAGUGUGAUGAGUUCCUCUGGCACAUCAGGAUGCCCUUCCUCUUCACCAUCGUCACACUCUGGCUCACCGCCACGCUCUACAUCGCCCACUCACUCCUCUACCGCAUGGACGUCCUGCAUAUCCGCUCCCACCUCCUGACUACCAGCGCCUCCCACCAACUCGACGUCAAGGCCCUGCUCUCCCGCACCCGCAGGAUGCUCUCACUCUACACUGACGUCGACUACUUCGACGACGACUUUCACUCGUGA
Molecule: messenger RNA, 6750 nt
Organism: Babesia ovata
Lineage: Eukaryota; Apicomplexa; Aconoidasida; Piroplasmida; Babesiidae
Product: Extracellular matrix-binding ebh, putative
Exons: 3
Coding region: 1-6750 (2249 amino acids)
Source: RefSeq, a predicted model, not a curated record